AUGAGCUACCUCGAGCGCCGGAUACUGCCAAUGGACGAAGCCAAAGCACGAGCUAUCGUACGCAGGUGCAAGUCUUUCACCAUCAUCAAUAAAGAACUGUACAAGCGCAGCGUCUCGGGAGUGUUCCAGCGAUGCGUCGCCACCGAAGAAGGGCGCAACAUCCUGCGUGACAUCCACGCAGGGGACUGCGGCCACCACGCAGGCGCACGUUCCAUAGUCGCCAAAGCUUUCCGUCACGGCUUCUAUUGGCCAACAGCCCACGAAGAUGCAAUCGCGCUCGUCCGUUCGUGCGUCGGGUGCCAAAAGUACGCAAGCUAG
Messenger RNA from Lolium perenne, 318 nucleotides. Lineage: Eukaryota; Viridiplantae; Streptophyta; Magnoliopsida; Poales; Poaceae. The record is from RefSeq and is a predicted model, not a curated record.